AUGUUAACUGAACGAUCUGAAACUUUUAAUUCUAUUUUAAAAGCGACGACUGACAUUAAUUUAACGGAUUCCAAAGGAAAUACAGUAUUACACAAAAUCAUACUGCUUGGUGAAAAGGACACGAAUGUCAGUGCAUUGGUAGAGAAAGUUCUAGACAAUUCGGAUGCUAUUGAUAUUGAAAUAAAAGGAAGUGCAGGCAUCUAUCGAAGAAACAUAAUUGAUAUUAUAAGUGAAGCUUACAGUCGAAUUUGUCAUUUGAGAUUUGACGCAGAAGAUAAUUUAGAAUUAGGCAGUGACUUUGUAGAUGUUGAUAAGUCUGUCGAAUUCAAUACACCUACACAAUCUCUAGACGUGUUGUCUUCUUUAAACGGAAAAUCUUUAAAAAGUACAAGAGGAGAUCCAAAUCACUCUUCACGUUCAGAGGAUAACAUUUCCACGCCGUGUAAAACAGUUGAUGAGGAUGGCAGUGAUCAUGAAUAUGACGAUGACGAUGAAUAUACGGUAUCCACAGACAGAUAUUAUUCGGAUAAUGAUUUUAAUUAUGAUGAUUUUGAUGUUGAUGAUCAUGAUUAUGAUGAUUAUUUUGGUGAUGAUAACGAUAAUGAUGAUGAUGUUGAUGAUUACUAUGAUAAUUAUAAUGAUGAUGAGGAUGAUUAUCGUAAUGAUCAUGAUGAUGAGGACGAUUAUCGGUAUGAUCAUGAUCAUGAUGAUGACAAUGAUGAUCUUUAA
Mytilus trossulus (common blue mussel) is the source of this 729-nucleotide messenger RNA. Its product is annotated as protein PFC0760c-like. Lineage: Eukaryota; Metazoa; Mollusca; Bivalvia; Mytilida; Mytilidae. The record is from RefSeq and is a predicted model, not a curated record. The transcript has 2 exons. Bases 1 to 729 code for a protein of 242 amino acids.